Messenger RNA from Neltuma alba, 504 nucleotides. RefSeq names its product protein NDR1-like. The record is from RefSeq and is a predicted model, not a curated record. NCBI's taxonomy places the organism in Eukaryota, Viridiplantae, Streptophyta, Magnoliopsida, Fabales, Fabaceae. Bases 1 to 504 code for a protein of 167 amino acids. The transcript is spliced from 2 exons.
AUGACAACGUCAACUUCACCGUCGGGUGUUUUUCUUGAUCGGAAUAUCACCAGCCCGAUUGGGAGCUCCAUCAUUGCCGGGUUCUAUCAGGGGCGCAAGAAGAACGCGAAGAAGUGGAGCUCCGUUGAAACACAUUCCGGGGCACUUAACGGGACGGCGAAGGUGGACGGGAAAACAUACUUCCGGGUGAAUUUUACGACGUCGGUGAAGUACAAAAUCAUGUUCUUUUACACCGCGCGACACAGAUUAUGGGGAGGAGCUAAUGUCGCCGUUAAUGAUGCCGGCUUGAAAGAUGAGAAAGAUGAUAUCAGACUUGGACACUCUCUUCAAGUGAUCGAGUCCGGCGCAACCCCGCUCACUACGGAUGCUAUUAUAUGCUUCUGGUUUUGGGUCUUGUUACCCGUUUUGUACUUCCAGAAAUUGAAAGAAUAUGAACUCUAUAACCUAAAUUUAGAAGAUUUUUUUGGAAACACAGAAGUUCACACUCGUCAUAACUUUGUUUAA